Molecule: messenger RNA, 983 nt
Organism: Canariomyces notabilis
Lineage: Eukaryota; Fungi; Ascomycota; Sordariomycetes; Sordariales; Chaetomiaceae
Product: NAD(P)-binding protein
Exons: 3
Coding region: 36-842 (268 amino acids)
Source: RefSeq, a predicted model, not a curated record
ACCCCGUACGAUCUGAGCGCAACGAAGCCAUCGCGAUGCAUCAUCAUGUUCUCCUGCUCGGGGGCCACGGCAAAAUUGCCCAGCUGCUGACCCCGCUCCUUCUGCGCCGGGCGUGGGACGUGACGAGCAUCAUCCGCAGUGCUGAGCAGGUGCCCAGUGUCCAGCGACUGGCCGAGCUUGCGCAUGGCAGCGGUGAUGAUACGAAUGUGGGGAGACUGACAGUCCUGGUUCGGAGUUUGGAGGAGGUCAAGAGCGAGGUGGGCGCGAAGCAUGUGUUGGACGAGGUGAACCCGGAUUAUGUUGUUUGGAGCGCUGGAGCUGGAGGGAAAGGCGGGCCUGAGCGGACCUACGCCAUCGACCGCGACGCGGCAGUUCACUUCAUCCGGGCCGCCGCGUCCACGCCUGGAGUCACCCGCUUCCUCAUGGUUUCGUAUCUGGCCUCCCGCCGGACAAAGCCGGCUUGGUGGUCGGAUGAAGACUGGGCUUCGGCCGAAGAGGUCAACACAAAGGUGAUGCCCCACUACUACAAGGCGAAACUGGGAGCCGACGAGGUCCUCUACGCCGCAUCGAAAGAGCGCUGCAGCAGUUUUGUCGGCAUCAAUCUUCGCCCCGGGAUGCUGACGCUUGAGCCCGCUGGGAAAGUCGAGCUGGGAAAGACGCAACACUCAACCGGGAAGGUCAGCCGCGAGAGCGUCGCAAAAGUUGCCGACUUGUUACUGGCCAGCGAGGGAGUCAAGAACGUGUGGCUGGAUAUGCUGGAUGGCGACGAGGAACCUGCGCAGGCCGUUGAGAGGGUCGUGCGAGAGGGCGUGAAUGCCGCAGAAGGGGAGGCGGUGUUCUAGGAAAUCAUAUUAGAGUCCCCGCAUGGAAGGCGGCCAGAUGAAAGGAUAGCAGCUUAGUCGAAUUGUGUUUACAGCCAGGUUGAUGUUGGCAGUAUGAGAGCCUAGCAAUAAGUUUACUAAGACCGAUGGCAAAUGUCAGGG